AUGCUUUUGUGGCGAACCCCAAGGCUUCAAAGACUGAAUCUAGUUUCAGCGGACAGACCAACGGGCAAGGACACCCCAAAGCCGGGAGAAUAAACCGCCUUUUCCCCCCAUGUAAAUGCGCUUGGAGAAAACAAACAGACCGUAGCCGUCUUGCCCGUCAUAACCUGCUUUCUUGGAGUUGAGAUUGCACCUGAGCGUUUUUUUGUUUGUAACAAACGGAAUCUUGCAAUAUCAAACGGAAAUUGCAAAUUGUUUGGAUAUAUAUGGGAGUCAUAUUUUCAGGCUUGAAUGAGAUCACCAUCAGAUGUAUUUGAACUAGAUAUGGAGUAAUUUCACGGACCUAACUUGUGGAUCUUUCACCAAACCCGGAGCCUGGGAUUCAUUUAAUAUGGGCAUUUAAUCAAUUCAUAUUUUUAAACGUUAUCAGACUUGAUUCAGGGGCUGAAUAAAACAAAUGUUAUUCAAGCCAAUGCUCCGUACUGAGAAAAUGAAUACAGAUAACUUAUUUUAAGCAACUUGGAGGUAUUGUCCAUGGUCUCUGAAAGGCGUGCGGACGCAUACUGGAUGGAUCCCUCAACUUUUUCAAGAUGCAGCUGAGGAAUCUAUGCUUCUCUGAUGUUACCAUGUCCCGCCAUAUGGAUCAAUGAACCACAUCCUCACAUCCCUCAACCUGAUCUGGAAGUCUCCACAGAAGAUCCCUCUUUCUCUCUCUCUCUCUCUCUCUCUCUCUCUCUCUCUCUCUCUCUCUCUCUCUCUCUCUCUCUCUCUCUCUCUCUCUCUCUCUCUCUCACUCACACUCUCUUUCAUUCCCUUUCUCUCCAUCACUCUCUCUGCCCCUCCCUUGUCCACCCCUCUGAUGAGUUUGUCUCUAGAUGAGCACCAGGACUCAAAUUGACCCCAGCAGAGGAGAGAAACUCUCUGCUCCUUCCUUUGUGGCUGUCCGUCUCUUGCUCUUUUCAUUUUUACCCACAAUGCCCCAAACACAACUAACCCGGUCCUCCUCAUUCAUGUUGGUUCUGCUGGUCGUGUUGCUCCUGCUGGACACGGUGCCGGUCCAGUGUGCGCCCUCAGGACCCGAAUCAGACACCUGCUCCACCCAGGUGCAGAACCGCUUCUUUGGCUACUUCAACUCCUCGGCCGUCUUUCCCAGCAGCCCUUGCUCCUGGACACUACAGAACCCGGACCCGCGAAGCUACACCGUCUUCAUCAAGGUGACCAAGCCUGAGAGGGACUGUGUGCCCCGACAGGUGCGUGCCUUUCAGUUCGACUCCUUCCUGGAGGCCACGCGUACUUACCUGGGCACAGAGAGCUUUGACGAGGUGCUGCGACUGUGCGACUUGUCAGCGCACAUGGCCUACGCGGAGGCCGGUAAGCAGUAUCUGCAGAUCCGCAAGAACCUGCCUCGGCCUGGCGCACGGUCCGGCGACGGCCGCUUCAAGGUGGAGUACCUGGUGGUGGGCAAGCGGAACCCGAGCGUGGCGGUGUGCCAGGUGCUGUGCCAGUGGCUAGAGGACUGCCUGGUGUCCAGCACGUCCAGCCAUCCCUGCGGCAUCAUGCAGACGCCGUGCCAGUGCAGGGACACCCCACCGCUGGGCAAGGAGGGCGCGGACGGAGGCUGCUUCCGCGCAGGCGUCUACCUGGAGAACUGCAUCAUGGGCGAGAAGGAGGCAGCCGCCGCCAACGCUGAGAUCAGCAUUGGAGGCUGGAGUGGCUGGGGCCAGUGGGGAGAGUGCAGCAGUGAGUGCGGAGGUGGAGUCCAGACUCGGACACGCACCUGUCAAUCACCUGCCGGGGAGGCCAACUUCUGUGAUGGUGCUCUGGAGGAAGGACGGCCUUGCAAUGCUCAGGCCUGUAUAGGCAAAGGGCGUGCCAGCUCUCGCAGCCAGUCGCUGCGCUCCAUGGACAGCCGCAAGCGUGACGAGUCAGACAAGACACGCGCUGGACAGUCCCCCCAGACAGCGGACUCGGUGUCGGGCGAGGAGUGGUCGGCGUGGAGCGUGUGCUCGGCCACGUGCGGCGAGGGCUGGCAGAGCCGCACGCGCUUCUGCGUCUCGUCCUCCUACAGCACGCAGUGCAGCGGCCCGCUGCGUGAACAGAGGCCCUGCAACAACUCCGCCGUGUGUCCAGCUGCUCUGAUUGCAGUGAACGGCGUGUGGGAGGAGUGGUCACCGUGGAGCCUGUGCUCGUCCACGUGUGGUCGGGGUGAGCGGGAGCGCACGAGGACCUGCAAGCCGCCGCAGUUCGGUGGGGAGCCGUGCACGGGGCCUGAGAAGCAGAUGAAGUACUGCAACAUCGCUGUCUGCCCAGUGGACGGGGUGUGGAACGAGUGGUCCAGCUGGAGCUCGUGCUCAGUGACCUGCUCCAACGGCACCAAGCAGCGGAUCCGCGAGUGCAGCGGGCCCUCGUACGGAGGCUCAGAGUGCCGGGGCGAGUGGCUGGAGAGCCGGGAGUGCAACCUGGGCGAGUGCCCGGUGGACGGCGUGUGGCAGCUCUGGAGCUCCUGGGACCCGUGCACCAGGACGUGCGGCGGCGGCAGCCAGAAGAGGCAGCGCGUCUGCAAGGGGCCCUUCUUCGGGGGGAAGCUGUGCCCGGGGGACCGCGAGGAGGUGCAGUCCUGUAAUGAAAAGAGGUGCCCAGAGCCCAAUGAAAUUUGCGACGAGGAGAAUUUCUCCAAUGUGGUGUGGAAGAGUACAGUGGCAGGAGACACAGCAGCAGUGCGCUGUCCCCCCAACGCUCACGGGCUGAUCCUCCGACGCUGCUCGCUAAAUGACCUGGGCAACGCCUUCUGGGAAAAUCCCACCUACAUGAAGUGCGUCUCCAACGACUACCGCAGCAUCCAGUCGCUGACUCGUGAACACUUGUCCAAAGCACAACGGGGGCUUGUGGGAGAUGGCGUCUCCGAGGUCAUGACCAAGCUGAGGGUGACAUCCAGCGACGGGACGAGCUACAGUGGUGAUCUGCUGGCCAUUGUGGACGUGCUGAAGAACAUGACGGAGAUCUUCAGACGAGUCCAGUACAGUCCCAGCAGCCUGGACAUGAGGAACUUUGUCCAGUCAGUGAGUAACCUGCUAAUGGAGGAGAACAGAGACAAAUGGGAAGAAGCAGAGUUGCUUGGGCCAAAUAUCAAGGAGCUUUUCCGUCUAGUGGACGACUUUGUGGAUGUCAUCAGCUUCAGAAUGAAGGACUUCCAGGACACCUACGAGGUCACAGACAACCUAGUGUUGAGCAUCCACAAGCGGCCGGUGUCGGGGACUGCUGAUAUCAGCUUCCCCAUGAAGGGCUGGAGGGGUAUGGUGGAGUGGGCACGCAGCUCUGAGGACCGCGUCACCGUAUCCAAAGACGUCCUGGCCACCGACAAGUCAGAUGAUACAUCAUCAUUUGUGACUGGAAUCGUCCUCUACAAAGAUCUGGGUAGCAUCCUGUCCCUUGGGAGAAACAACACCGUGCUCAAUUCCAAGGUGGUUUCCGUGACAAUCAAGCCCACGCCAGGUCCCUUAUCCACACCCAUUGAGAUUGAGUUCUCACACGCCUACAAUAGCACCACGAACCAGACCUGUAUUGCCUGGGACGAGAGUGACAGCUCCUCACUCCUCGGCUCCUGGUCUACCCGAAGCUGCAGAGCUGUGUCUGUCAACUCGUUCCGUACUAAAUGCGUGUGUGACAGACUGUCCACCUUCGCCAUUUUAGCACGGCUCAAUCCCGAUAUGAACAUGGAUAAAACGCAAAUGCCAUCGGUGACGCUGAUCGUAGGAUGCGGCGUUUCUUCGCUCACAUUGCUGCUGCUCAUCAUCAUCUAUGUGUCUGUGUGGAGGUACAUUCGCUCCGAGCGUUCAGUCAUCCUCAUCAACUUCUGCCUGUCCAUCAUCUCCUCCAACGCGCUGAUACUCAUCGGGCAGACACAGACACGGAACAAGGUUGUGUGCCCCCUGGUGGCUGCUUUUCUUCACUUCUUCUUCCUCUCCUCCUUCUGCUGGGUGCUGACAGAGGCGUGGCAGUCUUACAUGGCUGUGACGGGCCGCUUGAGGAACCGCAUCAUACGCAAGCGUUUCCUCUGUCUGGGCUGGGGUUUGCCUGCACUGGUUGUAGCCAUCUCUGUUGGCUUCACCAAGGCAAAGGGAUAUGGGACAGUAAACUACUGUUGGUUAUCUCUGGAAGGUGGUCUCCUGUACGCCUUUGUGGGCCCUGCGGCUGCCGUCGUGCUGGUAAACAUGGUUAUCGGGAUUCUCGUGUUUAACAAAUUGGUGUCCAAAGACGGCAUAACAGAUAUGAAACUGAAGGAGAGGGCGGGUCAGAUGACAGUGCCACUGUACAAUAUGACGCUCAAAUGUGCCAAGUGCGGAGUAAUCUCGUCGCCUGACGUGUCCUCCACCGCUACCAGUAACGCCAUGGCGUCGCUGUGGAGCUCCUGCGUGGUUCUGCCGCUGCUGGCUCUGACAUGGAUGUCUGCAGUGUUGGCUAUCACUGACCGGCGCUCGGCCCUCUUCCAGAUCCUGUUUGCAGUGUUUGACUCGCUGGAGGGAUUUGUCAUUGUGAUGGUGCACUGUAUCCUGCGCAGAGAGGUUCAGGAGGCAGUGAAAUGCAGAGUAGUGGACAGACAAGAAGACGGAAAUGGAGAUUCUGGUGGAUCAUUCCAGAAUGGCCAUGCCCAGCUCAUGGUACAUAUGAAGAGUUCAGAUGCAAAAACAACGGACUUUGAAAAGGAUGUGGAUAUCGCUUGCAGAUCAGGCACGCUGAAGCGUUCCUCCCUGCAGGGUGAAGAGAAGCCGUCGGCCCAGCUCUCGUUGCAGAAGGGCUCGAACUUCAACACCUUGCCGGCCAGCAUGGCCAAGAUGCACCUGCAGAACGUGGCCGACUACUCCAGCCACACGCUGACCCUGCGGCGGGACAAAGGGCCAGCCCUGGCCGGCGUCAGCACCGAGCUCCCCGGCGCCAAGUCCAUCUACAUCUGCGACGGCGAGCUGUUCAAGCAGCUGGAUGGGGACCUCACGCGGGCCCCUGGCGGGGACUCCAAGGGGCCCGAUGGAGGAGGCCAGGGCUACAUGAUCCUGCCCACCAACAACAACACGGCCACCAUGAGGCCCGCCAAAGGAGGCGGCGGCGGCGGCAAGGAGGACCCUGCCAAGUACAGCCUCAACAUCGAGCAGCUGCCCCAGACACGCCUCAUCCACCUGAGCAACCCCCCCAGUGGCGAGCCCGUGCCGGGCUUCGGCCUGAAGACACUGCCGUCCGAGCGGGUCAGUGUGAUGUGCGCCGAGCGAGACUCGCCCAUCCUCACGGCGGCGCAGAACGUCUCGAGCGAGUCGCAGGUUAACCACAACCUCGGCGAAGCCGCGGAUUCAGGCAACUCGGGAAUAAUGUCCAAGAGUGAGACUGUGUCCACGCUGUCCAUGAGCUCACUAGAGAGACGGAAGUCACGCUAUGCUGAGCUGGACUUUGAGAAAAUUAUGCACACACGGAAACGUCACCAGGAUAUGUUCCAGGACCUCAACAGGAAGAUCCAGCAUGCAGAAAAGGACCGGGAAUCCCCUCCUGUCGACGGGAAGGCCGGGAAGAGGUGGAGCGUGUCGUCUGGAGGCAGUGACAAAACCAACAUAAGCGACAAGCAACAGACCCCAAGCAAGCGGGCGUGGGAGGGCAUCAGGAAGACCCACUCGCCCCCAUCAUGGGUGCGCAAGGACCUGGAGCCGCUGCAGGCGUCCCCACUGGAGCUGCAGACGGUGGAGUGGGAGAAGGCCUGCGCCACCAUCCCUCUGGUGGGCCAGGAGAUCAUGGACCUGCAGACGGAGGUGUGAAGGGGUGGAGGGGGAGGUCGACUGACCGACCCACCCACCCAUCCCCUGGCUCCUGCUCCUGUUCCUGCUCCUCAUCCCCGCCCGCGUCCUCCACCCACACCAGACCAGAGCCCUUCCUCGAAUUGACACCACCUCCCGUAGGAAGACACAUGGCACCCGGCAGGGUUGAGCGAUGUGCUCCACACACAGAAGCAGAGAGAAAGGGAGAGAAGUGUGUGUGAGUGUGUGUGUGCGAUAGAGAGAGAGAGAGAGAGCAAGAGAAGGUAUGAAAGGUAUAGAUGAAGAGAGGAUAUGUGACAGUGACUGUUAGACCAGUGACAGAAAAACAGUGCUUGAAAAAAAUUGUUACAUUCAUUGGUUAUGUUUUUUUAUUACCGUGAAAUCAUAGGCAGUAAUAACAUUUUAUUUUCUUAUAUGAAAAAGGAAUGGGACCAAGCAGUGGUCCCCUGUCUCACUCCCUAAUGUUACCAUGGAAACACAGACUCUGAUCGGCAGUAGGCCGUAGUUAAUAAUUAGGAGGAUGAAUCAUGCAGAUAUAGGGGCUCCACCACUCCAGCUAGUACAUGGGGUGCAGCCCUGGAGGCUAAUAGACUUUGAGGAUGCCCCUGGUGAACUUUCCCAAUUAGUUACAGAAUAAAACGAAGGAAUCGUCAUCGUCAUCUCCAAGUUAUUUCUAAAAGGUAGCAAAGCAAAUUACCUGACAAGCUGUCCCUCUUCAUUGAUUUUUUUUCAGUAUAUGACCUUUUAAUGUCUGUGCUGUUAUGUAGUAUGGAAUAUUUCAUUGCCGUUUUUGCAGCCAGUACUGCAUUUAUUGCCAACUUCUGACCUCUUAAGCAGUCAGGGUGUCCCUGGACACUAGUUUGGGCACCAGGCCUUCUGCCCCGCCAACCCACAAUCACGCAGCUGUGCAGACGUGAACCGCUGGACCGAGGGGGAGAGACUGCCAUAGACAGCGCCCUGAGAAAACCCACUGGGCCGAGGGGGAGAGACUGCCAUUGACAGCAGAGAUUCUAGAAUAGAGCUCCGCUCUAGAAUCUUUGAUUGACAGUGCCCUGAGAAAAGCCACUGUGCUCGUGCCACGCCCCUAUCACUUCUCUACGCAGCUCCACUAGCGGCACCACACAUCUGUCCAGAGUUGCCCAUCAAGACUUUGACCAGGACGUCAAGAGGGGACCCCUAACAGCGGACGUUGCUGUGAUGGUAGCAGAAGUUUCUGGAGAGCCUAUACUUAUGGAUGAUGAACUUCUGAUAUCUGUUGGGGAUGCCACACGGUCAGUGCAUCUCCGCUGACUACACAAAGACAGAUCUGGAUCUCCACUUAAUAGCGAGGUCCAAUCUUAAUACACUUGACAGUAUUGGGUAUAUAAAGAGUUGUGAGAGGAGCUUAAACAUAAAGAUGAGCAAGUACAUGGAUUAUAAUUCAUAUAAAUAUAAAUACAGUAUAUAUGUAGAAGAACUACAGAUGGUGUGUGUCUGUAGUUGGAUUGUGGUUGCACACAGGGGAAGCACAAGACUCCAUGAAUAGGGGGAGUCCUGUUGUACAGCAUUGUAAUUAUUAAAAAAAAAAGUUCUACAGAAUGAAUUUUAGCCUAUAAAUAUAUUUCUAACUGUGCUUGGGGGAAUAUUGUUAUCAUAUUGAUUGCCAUCCUGACUCUGCAGUCCCCUAUCUCGUUGAGUUACUGGACUUUAAGGGUGUUCUGUAACUUUAAUGUACCAGUGUGUGUUUUAAUAUCACUGACCGUCACUUGCCCUCAAUGACCCUCCCUACCUGUCUGACUCUGUUAAGCCCCCGACCCCUCCCUCACCUCUCACCCCUUUCUCAAUCUCCCUUUUUUAGUUCACUGGGAUAUCUUCUUUGUUAAUGUACAGUUUUCAGAGCACAAGAUGAAUGUGUCAUAUUUCUAAUAAAAAAGUAUAUCUCUAUCA
Alosa sapidissima (American shad) is the source of this 7718-nucleotide messenger RNA. It is a transcript of the gene adgrb1a, whose product is annotated as adhesion G protein-coupled receptor B1a. Lineage: Eukaryota; Metazoa; Chordata; Actinopteri; Clupeiformes; Clupeidae. Gene Ontology annotation, cellular component: dendrite; plasma membrane; postsynaptic density. Bases 873 to 5792 code for a protein of 1639 amino acids. The record is from RefSeq and is a predicted model, not a curated record. Gene Ontology annotation, molecular function: G protein-coupled receptor activity. The transcript has 32 exons. Gene Ontology annotation, biological process: adenylate cyclase-activating G protein-coupled receptor signaling pathway; engulfment of apoptotic cell; negative regulation of angiogenesis.